Messenger RNA from Ziziphus jujuba (common jujube), 2454 nucleotides. RefSeq names its product protein LONG AFTER FAR-RED 3. The transcript has 6 exons. The record is from RefSeq and is a predicted model, not a curated record. Bases 472 to 1059 code for a protein of 195 amino acids. Lineage: Eukaryota; Viridiplantae; Streptophyta; Magnoliopsida; Rosales; Rhamnaceae.
AAAGUUGGUGGGUUUAAGUUCAUGACAUGACGAUGAAAACAAAGUAGGUGAAUUUUCUGUGCUGGGUUUCGAGCGUUUUGAGUUUGGCUGUUAGAUUUGGUUUUGGUUUCUCUCUCAAAAGAUGAACUCUUUCUACUAUAUUCUGCUCUCUACCUCCAUAGCCCUCCUCGCCAUUUUCGUUUCUCUUCCUCUUUUACGCCUCCCCAACAGCAACCGCUUAUUCUUCAGUUGGAGACCCACCAUUGCCGACUUGGUGCUCAGCAAUGGGGUUAUAUACACCAGCGAUGAUUCUCUCUCUUUUUCUUAUUCCAUGGCGGUCCGAAAUGGAAGGAUUCUCCACGUUGGCAACUAUUCCCAUGUAAAGGUUUUCCUUUUUUAUCACUUCCUUUCUUGUUUUCCUGUUCGGUCGCACAAUCAGAGCAACCCCUUUUCAUGCCUUGUUGAGUAGCAAUUGGUGGGUUAUGGGACUAAAUGAGUUUGAAUCUCAUCGGAGCAAUUAUGGUUCCUGGAUUUAUUGAUUCCCAUGUGCACUUAAUUCCUGGUGGACUGCAGAUGUCACAGGUGGAACUUCAUGGCGUAAAUGAAAGAGAUGAGUUUGUGAGAAGGGUCAAAGAAGCAGUGAGAGACAGUAAACCAGGUUCCUGGAUUUUGGGUGGUGGUUGGAACAAUGAUCUAUGGGGAGGAGCCUUGCCAAUGACUUGGUGGGUGGAUGAUGUUACACCUCAAAAUCCUGUUUGGCUAACAAGGAUGGAUGGCCAUAUGGGCUUGGCUGAUUCACCAGCACUAAAACUGGCAGGUGUUACCAACUCAUCAGAAGAUCCAAAUGGUGGUACCAUUAUGAGAACUUCCACUGGAGAACCUACUGGCUUGCUGGUUGAUUCUGCCAUGCAAUUUAUCCUCCCAUGCAUUCCAGAGGUCUCAGUUGAUGAAUGCAGAGAAGCUUUGCUUAAGGCCAGCAAUUUUGCUUUGACAAGGCGUGUUACUACAGUAGUUGAUAUGGGGAGAUGCUAUCCUGGGAUAUCUGUGGAGUUUUCCUGGCAAGAUUUUUCAGGUUUUUAGAAAGUUUCUUGAGGUUUAGUUGGCAGUCCCAUUAAUUGAAGUGAUACAUUGUCUUCUUGGCAUCUUUUUUCUUUGAGGUUGACUUGAACACACCGCCAAGUGAUGAAAAAAGGAUUCAUGUCAGCAUUUUCUAAAGUGAUAACAGGACUAAAUUCUUCAGGGACAUCAUUUUAAGUGGGAUUAUAAAUGAAUUAUGGUAAAAGAACAAUAAAGAUUGCAAUGAGCUCAUUUCGACAAUCAACAGCUAUGUACAACACAAUAAAGUAGAUUGCAGCAUCAGAUUUAUCACAUAGAAGAAACAGAUGGCAUUACCGUGCAUCACUAUGCUUUCAUCUUUCAAUGUUCCAUUCAUUUCUUUUAAUGGUUUUAAGUUAAUCUGGCUUCAUGCUUCAACGCUUCAAAUCUUCCACCUUACGACCGUUUGGCACUAUGGUAGUGUCUUUCACCACUAUUAGUUAAACUCCUCUUUUUUUACUCCAUGAUUUCCACAGAUGUUUAUCAAUGGGCUGGUACUUCUGGAAAGAUGAGGAUCAGGGUUUGCUUAUUUUUCCCACUAGAGAUUUGGUCACGAUUGCAUGUGCGGCAUCUUAUGACUAUAGCUUUGUUUUUGUUCGAAUUGAAUAAAACAAAAGUUGGCUUAUGGUUGUUCUUUUUGUGGAAUAGCUUCUAAUAAAUGAUUCUUGGAACUCUAGGCUAUCCUUCCUAGAUGAAACUAUUUAAUGAAUUGGAAUAGAUGUUGACCUUGUAGGGAAAUGCAAACUAAUUAGCAUCUUUUGUUGUUCCUGAGCAAACUCCUCAAACUCCGAAAGAGAACCCCAUUUCAGAGCAAACGGCAAAUGAGGAUGCAUGGUCGGCCAUGUUUCAUUGAAGCUAGCUUUUUUUUUUUUUUUUUUUUUUUUUGGUUUUUUGGUUUUUUUUGGUCGGUAAAAAGGGUAGCCAGAUUCAAAUGUUUCUUCCUUCUGCUAUUUUGAUUUUGUAUAUACCAGGCAGAUGGUCGUGUAAUUAUUAUAUCAGCUCUAUUUUCGCCCUUUUUUUAAAAAAAAAUUUCCUUAUUUGUUUUAAUGGUAUAGCAUUUUCUAGUUUUUUAGUUAUUUGGUUGGUGAGAGUGUAGCUAAAACUCUGAAUUAGGAGAAACCACAGGAUGUUUAAUCCUUGUUGCUGUUUAGAAUCAGAUACAGGCCAAAAAGACCUUACAGUCUCAUCAGUAUAUUCUCCAAUAUCUAACUCCUGCUGUUCUUUGCCAAAUUUCAUGUUAACCAUCAAUUUGGAGAGUUGAUUUCUGUUUUUCUGUAAUCUCUGCCAAUUCUGUUUGGUUAUACAUCAUUGUUGAUCUAAAUGAAAAGUUGAUUAGGUUGUGGAUAAUGCCAUCCAUGACUAGGAUCAGUACCAUUUUCU